AGAAUUUCCAAAAAAAAAAAUGGCCGUCACCGACUCUGCAACAACCUUUUUGGAUUUUGACGACGACGAAUACGAUGAGAUGACUACACCGGAAGAAGUGCUCCGAAAAAUGACAGCCACGUGGCAAAAUGAGCUGUGUGCUCCGUGCCUUCUCCCAACUCAAAUGGAACUUGUCGAAAUCCUACUUGAUCAGAUUCAGGGAAUGGAGGAAAAUAUUGGAAAACAAACGGAUAAAAUGCAGCUGAGAAUCUCAGUUCAUCGAGUCGAGCUUCAACGCAUUGGGUUUAUUACGUCGGAUUAUGUUAGAUGCCGCCUCCAAAAAAUCGAAUCAAAUCCACACGACGCAAUCGAUCAACACAAAAAACGAAAAGAAGAGGGAAAAAGUGAUCUACUAUCGGAAUCUGAGAUGAAAUUCGCCGAAGAAUAUGCUCUAGCGGAGUCGAACCUUUUUCAGAAAACUGUCCUGGAAUUCAUGCCAGCAGCGCUUAAAAAGAUGCCAGUUCCACGUGGCGAUCAUGAUGACGUCAUGGUUUACGCAAAAGUGACGUCAGAUGACGUGGGCAACGUUGCGAUUCCGGAUUGGCAGGAUUUGAAUGGAGAAGUGAUUUUGGAAAUGGAACCGGAAUCGUGUCAUUUGAUUCCGUUCGAAUCGGUACAUCAAUUGGUUGAAGAUGGAAAUAUUCAACUGAUGUGAAGAAGAAUUUUUUGAUAAUUUUUUCGGAUUUUUUUGGAAUUUUCAUCAUUUUUACCCCUAAAAUCGUAAAUUUAAUCCAUUUUUUUGUAAUUUUCCCGAAUUUUUCAUCAUUUUUUACCCCUGAAACCCCCUUUUUUUUUUUUUACAUAUGUCUACUUUAAUUUGUCACUUUUUGCCAAUUUUCUGUCAAAAAAUGAGCAUUUUCACUGAAAUUUUGCGGUGAUUUUUCGCCUGUUUUCUCCUCUUUGAAUCUCAAUUUUUCACUUUAAAAUUAUCAAAUUUUGCUCAAAAACCUCAUUAUUCCAUUUUUAUGUUCCCCCAAAAAACUGGAUUUUCACUUCAAAAAUCGGGUUUUUUUCUCUUAAAUUUUCAUUUAUUUUAGCUUUUUUAAACAUAAAAACGAAGCUUACUCCAUGUUUUUUCCUGAAAAUAGACAAAAAAAUUUGGUUUGAUAUAAAUUUUCGAUUUU
Caenorhabditis elegans is the source of this 1163-nucleotide messenger RNA. RefSeq names its product DNA replication complex GINS protein SLD5 (gene sld-5). Gene Ontology annotation, biological process: DNA-templated DNA replication. The record is from RefSeq and is marked reviewed. Bases 20 to 694 code for a protein of 224 amino acids. NCBI's taxonomy places the organism in Eukaryota, Metazoa, Nematoda, Chromadorea, Rhabditida, Rhabditidae. Gene Ontology annotation, cellular component: nucleus; GINS complex. The transcript has 3 exons.